CAGGUUCUAUAUGCAGCAUGCCCGAGUCCGUCUCCAAAUCUUGUCUGCUUCUCUCUCUCAUCUAUUUCUCUUGGAAACAUGUUUACCGUGUUUCCCAUUUCUGUUUCCUCUUAAUAUUGGCUCUCAAGCAAGAGAUCAGGUGAAAUCUGACAGUCUUGCUCCGUGCAAAAAUUCUUGUCCCAGCAUUGUAAGCUUCCUGGAACAGCUUUGUCUUCCUCUCGAGAUGAGGGCAAACGACUCCUCCCACGGCUUGAGCAGCCCCUGCUCAACAAAUGAGAUAGGAUCUGCCAAUGGGUCUCCAGACACUAAGCUCACAGCAUAUUCCCCUGAAGUCCUACGAUCCAAGGGCCGUCCGGAAUCCCAUGUCGGCGACCAACUAAUUAACACUGGUAUCCAAAAACUUUAUUCGACGUCAUCAUCCGAUCCAUUUCUGGUGUCAGCGAGCACGUCUAGUCGUGUUCAACUCUCACCAACAGCUGCAGCUUUCACACCCAUUGGAAACAAAUCAUUGUCUCUGUCUCGAGGACUUGUAGGUGGUAACUACCUAGCUACAAACACGGACUUUGAACAAAGCGAAACAAGACCCGUGUCUCUAGAGAUUCAAAAGAGAGGUCCGCCAGCUUAUGGGAUUAUAGGCAACACCCAAGUCAAUAGAAACAAUCGACCAUUUGGUACAGCUCACGGAGAUUUUGACACCGAGAGACGUAGUCGCGCGCUCGUUAUUGAGAAUGUGCCGAAGAACCUCACAUACAUGUCCCUAGCUGGGUUUUUUAACCGUCGUGAAUUUGGCUCUCUCAAAGGCCCUGUACUUUCAGAGCUUAGCUCCAUGGGGAAGGUAUAUGUCGCGUUCACUGAUAGUCGCGAGGCAACGAAAGCAAUCGAAAAGAUCAAAAUUCUCAGGCCUGAGUGGAAUGUCUCUCCAAUUGCCCCUAAAGAAUAUGUACAACAUGUCGAGCCUUCUCUUCUACCGCAAACAUCUGAUUACGAGGGCCAAUUAUUGGUCACGGUCUACUAUGAUGGGAGAAACCCCAAUCUUAAUCAGCGUACCGUUGCCCGAUCGCUUGAAACACUUACCAUGACGUUUGGUGAUAUCAAGACAUUCACCUCGCUACCAACCGGCCAGGAGAAUAUUGGCGAGUUUCAUAUCGAGUUCUUCAACACCCGUGAUGCAGAAAAUGUCAUGACUACUCUCAACGGAACAUCUGUUGAUGAUUGCAUUUUAGAGAUUUCGAUAUUUAGGCCGGAUAUGGAAGAGAGAAGAUGCAGACAGCCAAUCGCAAGUUCAACACCCACAAGGGAAGAGUUCUCACCACGCGAGAGUUCGUUAGCCAAGAAUUCUUCCUGGUCAUCCAUAAGAUCAGGCCGCGCUUCUUACAUGGAGCUAAGCCCUACUGGCCGUUCUACAGUUCCCUCCGGUGAACAUGCUAGUCUCAUGGAUUGGAUGUCCACGGCUGGAGAAAGGAUUUUGCCCUCCCCUCGCCGCGAACUCAGUCGUUAUCAUGAUUUACGUCUGGGUAGUCAGAACGCAGUUGACAUCGAACGCAUUCGUCUUGGCUUAGAUGUCCGCACCACGAUUAUGCUCCGUAAUAUUCCCAACAAAAUUGACCAAACUAUGCUCAAAGCCAUUGUGGAUGAGACAAGUCAUGGUAAAUAUGACUUUAUGUACCUGCGCAUUGAUUUUGCAAACAAUUGCAAUGUCGGAUAUGCCUUUAUAAACUUCGAAGAUCCAAUUGAUAUUAUUGAUUUUGUCAAUGCAAGAGCGGGACGAACCUGGAAUUGUUUCAACAGCGACAAGGUGGCUGAAGUGUCAUAUGCUACUAUUCAGGGAAAGGACUGUUUGGUGCAGAAAUUUCGAAACAGUUCUGUCAUGCUGGAGCAUCCAUCCUUCCGACCAAAGAUUUUUCACACCGGCACCACUCCUCUCGGAGGGACUGAGGAUCGAUUUCCCGGGCCAGAUAACCCUUCGAAGAUGCGUCGGAGCAUUGAAAAUGCGGAGCAUGUUGGACUCUUUGCCCCGCGCGUCGGCCAGCAAUACCGCGACGAGCAGCGUCGACGUCGCUCACAAUUUGACCGUGGUACUACUGCCGCUGAACGUGAAAUAGUCUAUGUCCGUACAUUUGCACCCAGGCGGCCCUAUGGCCAUGGUAACGGUCUCAGAAGCGCUCCUUGUACCUAUCCUGGCGUGAAAGUGUGGUACGACUCGGUGGCUGAAAACGGUCCACGAACUUCUUGAUCCCGCAGAUAUCUCAAGUGAUGCCUGCCAUACUUCAUCAUAGUAAGGAGAGCCGCGGACAAAAGCCUACUCGCUUGUGAUUCAAGUAUUGAGGGUGGUGAAUAACUCUGCUCCUGUCUGUUGUUCCCAGAGUUAAAGCCCUUCGCUCGCCCUUUGUGCUUCUUGUACUGAGUACCAGUGUGAUGGUUGGAGAGACAGCCAACAUCUAACCCAUGGGAGAGUUGUUCUGGCCCAGGUCGGCUUGGCGUGAUGUUUCGAAUCGAGUCCAGAUGUUGGAAGCCUUUCUCUGUGAGAUUUGGUACCCUUCCCCUCGUGCUUUUACAACCCACAAUGUAAGAUAUCAUGACAAUUACAAGAGUUGAAAAUUG
Aspergillus heteromorphus CBS 117.55 is the source of this 2601-nucleotide messenger RNA. RefSeq names its product putative meiosis protein MEI2. Gene Ontology annotation, molecular function: RNA binding. The transcript has 15 exons. The record is from RefSeq and is a predicted model, not a curated record. Bases 224 to 2233 code for a protein of 669 amino acids. Lineage: Eukaryota; Fungi; Ascomycota; Eurotiomycetes; Eurotiales; Aspergillaceae.